GGCAGCAUGUGCAUUCACCAGCAUUGUUGGGGGCCGGGGACUGUUGGAAUCGUUGGUGACCAGAUGCUGUUCUGACUGUGCCUGCUGUUGGAUGAUGCAGUCUUUGGGAGGAAAUCGCACUGCGGUGAAGUGAGGGAGUGUCAGCGUUGAGGUCAUGGGGACAGAAAUUGAGGUGCAGAGGACAUAGUUCUUGAUCGAUGUAGAGGAAGUGCCACAGACAGACAGGCAGCAACCGAUCCGUCACAGAAACCUGUGCCGCUGGGUGGAAGACAUACCAAGAAAAUAAGCACAGAACAGAUCAAAACCAUGUGGCUCCCGGCGAGCCCCGUAGGGCUGAAGAGCAAUCUCUGUCACACCACACGGCAGCUCUUUGCUCGUGUGCCGCACAAUAUUUUCUUCCUUCAGGAUUCUCGGUUUUUCGGGUGGUGAGGGAUAGCCGAGGAGGGGCCCCCAACUACAAGGCACAGCACCACAGAAAGGCAGUUUUAUUCACUCGGAUAUCGGGGCUAGCAUCGGCAUUCAAUCACUUCCCGCACCGACUCCAGGUUCAGCGGCGCAUACCGCGGCAGGACACGACUGCGGAUAUGUCUUGCGAUGAAAAGCCACAUGGGAUUGAAAGCACAUGCUUGGUACGAAUCAUUGCCCAUCCCGACACACCCACCAGAUUGCCGACACAUCCAGAUCUAGUUAGGCACUUGCAUAUCACACUCAUCCUUUGCCUGGCAACAUGGGCGCCACAGACAUCGAGUAUGGACAACCCCGACGUGGCUCGGCCAUUGAAGAAUGUUAGUGGAGGUAGAGGGGGAUGCCUGCUUGGGGUUGGAGGUCUAAGCCAACACCAAGAGCUCCCUGGAGGGAUACGUACGUUGCCCGGUCUCACGGAGGUACCUAGCAGGUUGGAGGAUUACCUGGUGGGUGUACAAGCCUCCUUGGUGCUACUAAUUAAGGUAUACUAACUCUAAGACAGGCCGUCAUCCAUAACAUGGAGCUGUUCCUCGUUUCUCCCCUGGGUCUGUUGUGCCUGGGUUCCAGCAUUUCUCUAGAUACCAGCAUAGUCACCAAAGAUGGCCUCCCUACUCCUACCAUCCCCUCAGCUUCCCCGUCUAGCCAACCUCCUCACAAGCUCAAUACUCCUCCACCUCCUCAUCGUCCUCCUUCUCCUAAGUCUCGCCUACCGUGUCCACCGCUGGCAUAAACUCCGUCAUGUCCCUGGCCCCUUCCUAGCAGGAUGGACCUCCCUCUGGCUCACCCGCGGCUUCAUCAGCUACAAAGUCUACGAAGACAUGCACGCCCUCACCAAGAAAUAUGGUCCUGUCGUCCGUGUAGCUCCAAACAAGGUGAUCAUCAACAACAUUGACUCCAUCUACCGCAUCACCAGCGCGCGGUCAGAGUACAAAAAGAGUGACUGGUACCUCCUCGCACGGGUGAUGCCGGGGGCGGAUAAUCUCCUCUCAAUGAGAGAUCCAAAGCUGAGAGCCAAGAGGUUGAGACAUGUCCUCCCAGCAUUCUCGGGCAAAAACCAAGACGACUUCGAACCCGCCGUUGACAAAACCAUCUCCACCCUCCUCGACCUCAUCAACACCAAAUACCUCUCAUCCCCCUCCCAACACCGCCUCAUGAACCUGGCCCAGAAAUCCCACUUCUACACCUUGGACUCGUUCGGUGAAAUAGCCUACAGCCAGUCCUUCGGCUCCCUGGACACCGACAGCGACGUCCUCGGCAUCGUCAAAACAGGCGACGUGACCUUCCCUCUGCUCAGCGCGGUGCACAACCACCACAAGAUCUUCCAGACGAUUCAAAAAUGGCCUUUUUACUACCUCCUACCCAGGGAAGGGGACAAAGUCGGUUUCGGGAGGGUGUUUGGCCUGGCGCUGGAGAUUGUGAACAAGAGGUCGAGGGAGGUUGGGGAGGAGGGAGUGGAUAAAAAGAGGGAUAUGCUGCAGAGCAUGAUGGACAAUGGGCUGGAGGGGGAUGAGCUGAGGAGUGAGGUUGCCAUGUCUUUUUUUGUCGGGUCGGACACGGUUGCAUCUGCCAUCAGAAUGACGAUGUUGUUGCUCAUGACACACCCCGCUGUGUAUAGGCGUUUACAAGAGCAAAUCGACGACGCCGCAGAGAAGGGCAAAAUCAGCCGGCCGGUGACGAACGAUGAGGCAAAGAGGCAUCUUCCGUACAUGCAGGCUGUGAUUCAAGAGUCACUCCGGUUAUUCCCCCCCUCGUCAAUCGUCCCGUUUUUCAAGGAGGUCCCUGAGACGGGGGAUACAGUCGACGGGUACUACCUCCCCAAGGGAACCACCAUCGGCACAGGGUGUGUCAUGUGGAGUAUGAACCGCGACGAAGACUUCUGGGGUCCGGAUGCGAACCUCUUCCGACCGGAGAGGUGGCUUGAAGCGAACGAGGAGAGACGGACCGAGAUGGAACGGUGUGUGGAUUUGAUCUUUGGGAGUGGCAAGUUUGUCUGUGCUGGGAAGAAGAUUGCGUUUAUGCAGAUGUACAAGUUGUUUCCCGAGUUACUGAGAGGGUAUAACUGGUCUCUGCCAGAUCCGUUGCACCUGCCAACGAUUGAUAACCCUACCAUCUGGGAUAUCCACGGGUUGAUGGUGCGGAUAGAGAAGAGGUAGAGCAACGGUGGGCUCUCUCGGACAAAGAUUUCUCGUCAGCAGGACGCACACCAGGCGCGUUUGGGGAGGGGGAGCAAUUCACAAAUUCGGAUACCUUGAAUCUGAAACAAUCCAGACGGCGCAGGAAAUUCC
This is a messenger RNA of Podospora pseudocomata, 2750 nucleotides long. RefSeq lists its product as uncharacterized. Lineage: Eukaryota; Fungi; Ascomycota; Sordariomycetes; Sordariales; Podosporaceae. Gene Ontology annotation, molecular function: oxidoreductase activity, acting on paired donors, with incorporation or reduction of molecular oxygen; iron ion binding; monooxygenase activity. The record is from RefSeq and is a predicted model, not a curated record. Bases 1065 to 2618 code for a protein of 517 amino acids. The transcript has 6 exons.